UUUAGUUUGACAGCUCACACACUUCUUCCUUCUGGACCCGGAAAUAGAAAAGGGGGGUCUGUUGUGGUUAAAGUUUUGGCGUAAAGAGUGUUGGAAGCUGAUCGUUUCGCCGCUGUUAAUUGACACUUAAUACCAAAAAGAGCAUCGGAGUUCUUCCAAGACGAGCUGCAGCGUUGGACUUUUAAGGAAUCAUGGACUGUUCGGCGCUGGAGCUCGAUGCCAUCAAAUUCGCUAAAUGUGCUGUUAUGUAUGAUCAGAAAGGGAAGCACAACGAGGCGGUCUUCUACUAUAAGGAGGCAGCCCAGGCUCUCAUCUACGCAGGCAUGGCUGGGUCUAAAUUGGAGAACAUUCAGGACAAGGUGAACGAAUACCUGGAUCGAGUUCAGGCUCUUCACGCUGCAGUUCAGGCCCAGAGCAGUGACCCACUUAAGUCCAAGCACCAGCUGGACCUGGAGAGGGCCUACUUCCUGGUUACACAGGCCUUUGACGAGGAUGAGAAGGGCAACAGUGAUGAGGCCAUCGAGCUGUACACUCAGGCCGUGGAGCUCUGCAUACAGGCAUCCAAUGAGACGUCCGAGCAGGAGCUCCAGGGGAAGCUGAAGCAGCUGGCUCACCAGGCGCUGGAUAGGGCUGAGGGUCUGAAGGAGUCCAUGUCAAAAGCCAAAGCCGCCUCUUCCACCAAAGAUAAGUCCGCCACCGGCGGGGGAGCAGCCAAGGCCAGUGGCCAGACGAGGCAGUACCUGCCCCUGGGACCGGACUUUUCCCUCCAUGACCGGCCUCAGCCCUCCAGGCCGGUCCAGUCUGGCGAGCCCCAGGGCCAGCGCUACACGGCGGAGGAGAUUGAGGUGCUCAGGACCACGUCUAAGAUCAAUGGUAUUGAAUAUGUCCCCUUCAUGAGUGUGGAUCUUAAGGAGAGAUUUGCAUUCCCCAUGCCAUUCUCAGACAAACGUGGCAAGCUGGCCCUUUCCCCGAAGCAGAAGGCAAUCUUCUCUCACUGGGUGCGACCUGAUGAGAUCUCCAACAACCCCACCAUGAUCUUCACCGUCUCCAGCUUCAGCAUAAAGCAGACCGUUGUUUCGGACUGCUCUUUUGUCGCAUCGUUGGCCAUCAGUGCAGCAUAUGAGAGACGCUACAGCAAGAAACUGAUCACAAGUGUCAUCUACCCUCAGAACAGGAAGGGGGAGCCAGAAUACAACCCUUGUGGGAAAUACAUGGUCAAACUGCAUAUCAACGGUGUUCCCAGGAAGGUGAUCAUUGAUGAUCUCCUGCCCGUGGACCGUAGCGGUGAGCUGCUGUGCUCAUACUCCAGCAACCGCAACGAACUGUGGGUGUCGCUCAUCGAGAAGGCCUACAUGAAGGUCAUGGGGGGCUACGACUUCCCAGGCUCCAACUCGAACAUCGACCUGCACGCUCUCACUGGCUGGAUCCCAGAGCGUAUCGCCAUGCACUCCGACAAUCAGGCCUUCAAUAAGGACGAUACCUUCCGAAUGCUUUACCAGAGAUUCCACAAGGGCCACGUCCUCAUCACCACGGCGACGGGCAUGAUGUCUGAAGAGGAGGGCGAGAGGUGGGGCUUGGUACCCACCCACGCCUACGCUGUGCUGGACAUCCGGGAUUACAAGGGCAUGCGGUUCCUCCAGCUGAAGAACCCGUGGAGCCACCUGAGGUGGAAAGGCCGCUUCAGCGAGCGGGACGAGAAGAACUGGACCCCCGAGCUGCUCAAGUACCUCAACUUUGACCCCAAAACCGCCCAGAAGUUUGACAAUGGAGUGUUCUGGAUCACGUGGGAGGAUCUCUGCCAGUAUUAUGAUGUCAUCUACCUGAGCUGGAGCCCCAGCCUCUUCAGAGAGUCUUCCUGCAUCCAUAGCAGCUGGGAUGCAAAACAGGGUCCGAUGAAGGAUGCCUACAGCCUGGCCAAUAAUCCUCAGUACAAACUGGAGGUGAUCUGUCCACAGGGGGGCGCUGCGGUCUGGGUGCUGCUCACCAGACACAUCACUGACAAGGAUGACUUUGCCCAAAACCGUGAGUUUAUCACCUUAGUCGUCUACAAAACCGAUGGAAGGAAAGUUUACUAUCCCAUGGACCCCCCUCCCUUCAUCGACGGGAUCCGAAUCAACAGCCCGCACUACCUGACCAAGAUAAAGCUCACCAAUGCAGGCACGCACACCUUCACGCUGGUGGUGUCCCAGUACGAGAAGCAGAAUACUAUCAACUACACACUGCGGGUGUAUUCUGGAUGCAAAUUCAGCUUCUCCAAGAUCCCCACCCCCUUCACCCAGUCCAAGAGGGUGAACGGUCAGUGGAAAGGCAUCAAUGCAGGUGGCUGUGGGAACUACAAGGACUCCUACCAACACAACCCCAUCUACCAGUUCAGCCUGGAGAAGUCUGGGCCCAUGCUCAUUGAGCUGAGGGGCUCCAGGCAGUACAGCGUCGGGUUCGAGGUUGUGAACGUGUCAACCGUGGGUGACCCAGGUGCAGCUGGAUUCCAGAAGAGGGGCAGCGGCGAUUAUCGAUGUGGCUUCUGCUACCUGGAUCUGGACCAUGUCCCCGCUGGUAUCUACAACGUCAUCCCUACCACCUUCCUGCCCAAACAGGAAGGACCUUUCUUCCUGGACUUCAGCAGCACCUCACCGGUGAAGGUCUCCCAGCUGCAGUGAUGGCCGGGCAUAUGAGCCGUGUGCCCGCCCCCCCCCACCGCCGGCCCCCACGCCAUAAGGGGCGAUACCUCGGCAGGGGUAACUCGCAGGACUACACCGCUCAUUAAUCAAAGAACUGAAAAUGGUGGAUGUUUCAUUACACCAAAAGAAAUGACUGAAAAAUGCAGCUUUAGACAAAGCGUUACAUGGGUGUGGUGACCACACUUCACCGCUGUAGUGGGUAAUUAACCAUGAAAACAGGGUAUUGGGCUCAUCAGUGACAUCCUUGGGCUACACGGCUGUGUCAGCCUCACUGAAUCUGAGGGUGUCGUGGCUCCACUGGAAAACCACAUAAUGCAGACCCCCCAUGCAGAAUAACCAACUGGUCAUGUCUUCUCAGGAGCCAAAAAGAAAUAUAUACAGGGAUUUUACACUUUUUUUUUUGGUUUGGUGCCCCCUUUACCCAGUUGUUAAACACAUGACAUCCGUUUUGCAUGUUGUCUUAUUGUUCAGCGUGACAUCAAGCCACAGGCCAGGGAUGAUGAUGUCAUUGCCAAGUCUUAGCACAGCUUCUAGCUUAGUGAGACAUGCCAUGAAGAGGACUUCAACCCAAAGACCUUCCUCAGAGCAUUACUUUUGUAUAAAGACUGUCAGUUGGGCGCCAAAUGCCCAAAAAAUGUUCCACCAGACAAAUCUUUUCUUGCCGGGACCCUUUACACCCCAACCAGGUGUGAUCCAUUUUGUCUCUCUGUCACAAACCAAUGAGCUAUGCCAUUAGACUCCCUGUCAGUGAUAUAUUUCCUCUCCCAGCUGUCUCUGAUCCUGCACAGGUUUUUCUUCUUACCCUCUUGUGCAGAGGGACACCGCUGUUCAUGAGGGGAAGUGUCUAAUAGCUCUUGCUGUAUCUGAGUACAGCUGAGAUCCAGCACUUAUUACUCUUAAGUCCAAAUCUCAGCAUGGAAUAUUGGGGCCUGUAAAUCCUAAUAUGUUCUCCCUAGAUGUCUCUACAAAUCAAUCAGCAAUAAUUUAGACCCUUGUUCCUGUUGAUGAGUUUUUGAGGAGAGACGUUUCUUGACUAUUGCAUCAUGUUUACAUGUAGGAUGGUUCCCUGCGACGCCUCUGUCAGUGCUGGUCUCUCACCUCCGCGUUUGACUGGUUUGUGAAUGGGGUCGCUAUCCUGCAGGCUGAAGUGCAAUAUACAGGGCCUGAUCCUGAAUGGAGAAGUGACUCUCGUGACCUUCGCUCGCAAUGGCAUCCGUGCUCUUAGGCCACUGGUGACAUUGGCUGGUCAGGACACACACACACCCGGAAAUAGCAUGGCUGAGCGGUGGGAUUGAAAUGGCGGGAGAUGCGGAAUAUCAUGUUUUAUAUACAAUUCAGGAAAAAAAAAAUUGAGACUGCUCCAUAUUUUUUAAGAAUCUGCAUUGUUAAAUUCUGGUUUAAUUCUGGUUCGGCUGGCAGAAGGCUACACUGAAGCCCUUCAUUAAUGAGAAGCAAAGAAGUUUGAAAAAAAAAAGGAAGUAUAUUUUAUACAGCAGUAUACCCAUAACUUGAGAAAGGAGUGAAACUGGAAAAUAUGCUGUGGUCUUUUAAUUUUUUCCAGAGCUGUAUAUAGAUCGAGCGUGUGUUCACACAGCCAGUCGAAAACAUGAGAGACGCAGCAGCUUGAUUCUGAAGCGCUGUGUGGCUCGGAAAACACUGCUGGGGAGCGCUGGUCAGGUGUGUGCGUGCCUUUGACCUGCAGUGUCCUCAAUGACUCGCAUAACUACGCAUAAUUACGGUAGAAGGCAGCGCCCUGGUCAGCCGCUCGUAGAUCCUGACGUCAGGAUCUAUGCAAUCUCUGACCCACCAAUCAGCAGUUGCCCAUUUAAACACCUCCCCCCCCCCCCCAAAUUCUUCUACUGCUGGAGCGAAACAGUUUGAAUGUGCGUGAUUUUGAUUGUCUCAUAUUCAUGCUGAUUUGGUGUCAAAGUUUGUAGUUUACAGCUCAUUUGCCUCUGUGACACUGCGCCGGCUGCUCAGGACUGACUUCGGAGGUAGCUGGGCCAUCGUUCCUUAGCAUCACUGAUUUGCAGCUUCAGUGUCAAGAAUCUUUGCACUAUGAGUGAAUAAACAAGCAAAGGGAAGUGAA
Paramormyrops kingsleyae is the source of this 4767-nucleotide messenger RNA. RefSeq names its product calpain 7 (gene capn7). The record is from RefSeq and is a predicted model, not a curated record. Gene Ontology annotation, biological process: proteolysis. NCBI's taxonomy places the organism in Eukaryota, Metazoa, Chordata, Actinopteri, Osteoglossiformes, Mormyridae. Gene Ontology annotation, molecular function: calcium-dependent cysteine-type endopeptidase activity.